Molecule: messenger RNA, 1836 nt
Organism: Physeter macrocephalus (sperm whale)
Lineage: Eukaryota; Metazoa; Chordata; Mammalia; Artiodactyla; Physeteridae
Gene: DSC1
Product: desmocollin 1
Biological process (GO): cell-cell junction assembly; adherens junction organization; cell-cell adhesion mediated by cadherin
Cellular component (GO): catenin complex; adherens junction; plasma membrane
Molecular function (GO): calcium ion binding; cadherin binding
Source: RefSeq, a predicted model, not a curated record
AUGUCGGCCAAGGGGCACUACCUCCUCAAGGAGGACAAGGAGGGCCCUGAUCAGGAUGCAGUCUAUGAGAAAUUGGGACUGCUUCUGCUGGCUGUGGCCUCCACUGCCCCAGGGAGCAUCUUCUCUAAGCAGCUCCUUUUCUCUUUCCUGGUUUUAAUAUUAUUUUGCGAUGCUUGUCAGAAAAUUUCUCUUCAAGUUCCUUCUCCUCUUCAGGCUGAAGCACUUGUAGGCAAAGGAACUUCAGUGGGAAAAGUGACUGCCAUAGACCUCGAUGAACCUGAUACUCUACAUACUCGUCUGAAAUGUAAAAUCUUACAGCAAAUUCCAGACAAUCCAAAGCAUUUCUCUGUACAUCCAGACACAGGUGUCAUCACCACCACUACACGUUUACUGGAUAGAGAAUCAUUGAACUAUGAAGUACAUGACCAAAUGGUUUUGCCAAUUGGUGUACUUAACGAAGCACAAUUCUCUAAAGCAGCAAACUCACAAACUCCUGCUAUGUGCACUACAGUUGUCACUGUUAAAGUUAAAGACCAUGAUGAGGGCCCCGAAUGCCAACCACCAGUAAAAGUUAUUAAGAGUAAAGAUGGCCUCCCCAUGGGCACAACACUCCUUGGAUAUGAAGCAGUGGAUCCGGACAGCAGCACAGCUGAGGGCUUAAGGUAUAAGAAGAUAAGAGAUGAAGAGAACUGGUUUGAAAUUAAUGAAUACACUGAUGACUUGAAAACUGUAAAAGUUCUAGAUAGAGAAUCAACAUUUGUAAGAAACCAAUACAAUGUUACCGUGAUUGCAAUGGAUGCAGAUAACAGAUCUUGCACUGGAACAUUAGUAGUUCUUCUGGAAGAUGAUAAUGAUCAUCCACCACAAAUUGAAAAAGAAGUGACAAUUUGUAGGCAUGAAAAGGAUUUUGCUGUUCUCAAACUUGUAGAUCAAGAUGGACCUGAUAACGGGCCACCUUUUCAAUUCAUUCUCGAUAAUUCUGCCAGCAAACUUCGGACAAUAGAGACAUUAACGGAUGGUAAAACUGCCAUUCUUCGUGAAAUGCAAAAUCUUGAUUAUAACUAUUAUUCUGUGCCUCUCCAAAUAAAAGAUAGACCUGGCGUUUCUGCAGAACACAUGUUAUCAGUGAGAGUAUGUGACUGUACAAUUCCAUCUGAAUGUAGAAUGACUCCUAAAGUUCUGAGAGAUGCAAGGCGAUCAAAUGCAAUACUUGGAAGAUGGGCUAUUCUUGCCAUGGUGUUAGGUUCUGCAUUGUUGUCAUGUAUUUUGUUUACAUGUAUCUGUGUUACUGCUAAGAGUACAGUAAAGAAAUGUUGUCCAGAAGAUGUAGCCAAGCAAAACUUAAUUGUAUCAAAUACUGAAGCACCUGGAGAAGAAGUGAUGGAAGCAAAUAUUAGACUCCCCACACGGAAAUCCAACAUCUGUGACCCAAGAAUGUCUGUUAUCACACUUGGUGGCCAGGGAGUCAAAACACAUCAAAGUUUUGAGGUGGUCAAAGGCUGCUACACUUUGGAUCCCAUCAAAGGAGGCAGACAUCAGACCUUGGAAUCUGUCAAGGGUGUAGGACAAGGAGUGACGGACACCAGCAGAUACACAUACAACGACUGGCACAGCCUCACCCAACCUCGGCUUGGCGAAAAGGUGUAUCUGUGUGGAAAAGACGAGGAGCAUAAACAUUCUGAAGACUACAUUCACUCCUAUAACUAUGAAGGAAAAGAGUCUGUGGCCGGCUCAUUUGGCUGCUACGGUGAUCAGCAGGAAGAAGAGGGGUUUGAGUUUCUAGAUCAUCUGGAACCCAAAUUUAGGACCCAGGCAAAGACAUGUGUAAAGAAAUAA